UAUUAAGCCGUUACUUUUCUGACCGAAUUUGUUUACUGUUGUCUGUCAUAUAAUCGUCUACGGUGCAGGCUGUACUGCUGCGGCUGUUGUAUAGAAUAAGUUAUCACUUAUCGUCUAUCACUCAUCAAUCCAUAGUUGCUCUAUGCGUCACUCAGGAGGAGUAAAAGGACGGUGAUCAAAAUUCAAAAUCGAUGUCUAUGAUAAACUGAAUAUACGCAUGUAUAGUGACUACUAUUUAACCAAGUCAAACUUCACUGGAGCGAUCACGUAUUCAAAUAAUUGCAUUAGAACGACGAAAUCUUUUUGUUAAAAUAGUUUUAACUGUAAAAUCAUCGAAAAUGUCCAACGUAUGUCUUCUGUGUGAGAAACCAGUUCUCAAAUAUUCCAUCUCCAAGGUGUCUUUACACGCAUUUCCAUCGUGUCCGAAAAAACGGCAAAUCUGGCUCAACCAGUGUAAAUUAGCCAACGAAAAAAUCUUACCAAACCGUAAAAUAUGUUCAAUUCACUUUGAGCCAAGAUGUUUCAACACUAGUGUAAAGAGGCGUGUACUCUAUCGUGAUGCUGUACCAACAAUUUUUGGAAAUGGCCAUGCAAAAACAACAAAUUUGCCAUUAAAAAUUACAAAAGGAAGACCAAAAAAUUGCACAAAGAAUGGGAUUGUUGUGCAGAAGAGUAAGUCACUUAUUUCAUUACCAAAAGCUGCUAAAAAAGUGGUUGCCGACCAAAAUCGUGAAUCACGUGCUGUUAAACAAAGAGCACAUUUUGAUCGUUUUAAUAGUAUUCUGGAUAGUGAAGUACACGAAAUUAAUGAGCUCAGAGACUUUCUUACUGAGCUAAAUAAGGCAAAAUCAUCACUUCCGUCACUAUUGGAACUUCUUCUAAGGAAAAAAAUCAUAUUGGGUAACUUGAUAUAAAUAUAAAUUGAUCAUAUGUUGAAGCACUUUAAGAGGACGUGAUACCCGCAUGUGUUGUAUCCAUCUUACAAGUGCAUAACAUAGUAAAUUAUACGCGAAGCAGAAGACGUGUAGCUCUGUUAGCUUAAAAAUUAGAGUAAAUUAACCUCUUAUGAAAUCUAAAGGAAAGAUUAUUAUCUAGACAAUCUCAUGAGCUUUUUAUUAUAUUUUAAUUUUUAAGCGAGUUAUGAGUACU
Molecule: messenger RNA, 1149 nt
Organism: Acyrthosiphon pisum (pea aphid)
Lineage: Eukaryota; Metazoa; Arthropoda; Insecta; Hemiptera; Aphididae
Exons: 3
Coding region: 339-914 (191 amino acids)
Molecular function (GO): sequence-specific DNA binding
Source: RefSeq, a predicted model, not a curated record